Molecule: messenger RNA, 552 nt
Organism: Soboliphyme baturini
Lineage: Eukaryota; Metazoa; Nematoda; Enoplea; Dioctophymatida; Soboliphymatidae
Source: the annotation of a GenBank genome assembly
AUGCCGUCAACUGGAGGAGUAUUGAAUAUCUUGAAUCUGUCCCAAAAGUGGAAGGUAGACUUUACCUUGCCAAGGUCUCAGAAAGAAAAUAGAGCCGCGUCAGUGUCGAACCCGCCUGGCUUCACGCCUGGUGCGGUACAAGUGGCAGAUUCCGGAGCACGCGACGGUGACAAACACCUGCUGUCGAAGCGGGCGUGGGAUAUUGCUUUAGGGCCGUUGAAGCAGUUACCCAUGAACUUGUUCAUUAUGUAUAUGGCAGGCAACUCUAUAUCUAUCUUUCCGAUCAUGAUGGUUGGCAUGAUGCUGGUGCGCCCGGUGAAAGCGUUGCUCUCAACAAACAGCAUCUUUCGAGGCCUAAACGAUUCGAACAAGUCGGCACUGAUCGGCGAAAAGAUGGUUUUCGUGCUUGGCAAUCUGUUAGGUGUGGCCGUGGCGUUGUACAAGUGCUCGGCGAUGGGGCUGCUGCCCACCCAUCAAUCGGACUGGCUGGCGUUCGCUACGAUGCCCGAACGCAUGGAGUACAUGGUCGGUGGAAUGACCUUCGAUUGUUGA